Messenger RNA from Caenorhabditis briggsae, 1698 nucleotides. It is a transcript of the gene Cbr-tre-1, whose product is annotated as Protein CBR-TRE-1. Gene Ontology annotation, molecular function: alpha,alpha-trehalase activity. Gene Ontology annotation, biological process: trehalose catabolic process. The transcript is spliced from 8 exons. The record is from RefSeq and is a predicted model, not a curated record. The coding region runs from base 1 to 1698 and encodes 565 amino acids. NCBI's taxonomy places the organism in Eukaryota, Metazoa, Nematoda, Chromadorea, Rhabditida, Rhabditidae.
AUGCUUUACACUGUAAUCAACCUCCUAGCGCAGAUCUACUGUAAUGGACCAAUCUUACAAACAGUUCAAGAUUCGCACAUGUUUCCGGAUUCGAAACAUUUUGUCGACAUGUCUUUGAAAUAUGACCCAAUUACGACAUUACGACAUUUCGACGAACUGGGAGACAGAACAUCCGAUAUGAUUAUUCUCCGAGAAUUUGUAACAUCUCAUUUCAAUCCGCCCGGAAGUGAACUGGUUGAAUGGUUCCCACCAGAUUGGGUGGAUUUCCCUUCGAAUUUCUUGAACAUUCAUGAUUAUCAUCAUCGGAGAUGGGCAUUGCAUUUACAUCGGAUUUGGAAAGAUCUAUGCAGAAAAGUGCGAGAUGAUGUGAAACAUCGCCAGGAUCACUACUCACUACUCUAUGUGCCACAUCCCUUUAUCAUUCCUGGAGGUAGAUUUUUAGAGUUUUAUUACUGGGAUACAUUCUGGAUAUUGAAAGGGCUUCUUUUCUCGGAGAUGUACGAAACUGCCCGCGGAGUUAUCAAAAAUCUAGGAUACAUGGUUGAUAAUCAUGGUUUCGUGCCGAAUGGUGGUCGUGUCUAUUACCUCACUCGCUCUCAGCCACCACUUCUCACUCCAAUGGUUUACGAAUACUACAUGAGCACAGGAGAUCUCGAUUUCGUUAUGGAAAUCCUUCCAACGCUAGAUAAGGAAUACGAAUUUUGGAUUAAAAACCGCCAAGAAUGGUUCACAGACAAGGAAGGCAACAAACAAUUCCCUUACUAUCAAUACAAAGCGAAACUGAAAGUUCCAAGACCAGAAUCGUAUCGAGAAGACUCUGAGCUGGCAGAACACUUGCAGUCAGAAGCCGAAAAAAUUCGGAUGUGGAGUGAAAUCGCUUCAGCUGCAGAGACUGGUUGGGAUUUCUCCACUCGCUGGUUUUCUCAAAAUGGAGAUACCAUGCAUCGGAUGGAUUCAAUCAGGACAUGGAGUAUCGUCCCAGCUGAUUUGAAUGCCUUCAUGUGUGCCAAUGCUCGAAUCCUUGCCAGUCUCUAUGAAAUCGCUGGUAAUUUCAAAAAGGUGAAAGUGUUCGAACAGCGAUACACUUGGGCAAAGAAAGAAAUGCGAGAGUUGCAUUGGAAUGAAACAGAUGGAAUUUGGUACGAUUAUGAUAUUGAGUUAAAGACUCAUUCUAAUCAAUACUACGUCUCGAAUGCAGUUCCACUCUAUGCCAAGUGCUAUGAUGAAGACGAUGAGAUCCCACACCGAGUUCAUGAUUACUUGGAGCGUCAAGGUGUAUUGAAAUUCAAAAAAGGUCUUCCAACAUCUCUUGCAAUGGGAAGUUCCCAGCAAUGGGAUAAAGAAAACGCAUGGCCACCUAUGAUCCAUAUGGUAAUCGAAGGUUUCCGAACAACUGGAGAUCUGAAACUGAUGAAAGUUGCCGAGAAAAUGGCUACAUCAUGGCUAACAGGAACAUAUCAGUCAUUUAUUCGAACUCAUGCCAUGUUUGAAAAAUAUAAUGUUACUCCACAUACUGAAGAGACGUCUGGAGGAGGUGGAGGAGAGUAUGAAGUCCAGACCGGUUUCGGAUGGACCAAUGGUGUUAUUUUGGAUCUUCUGGAUAAAUAUGGAGAUCAAUUUGCUUCCAGUUCUACUAAAACCACAUUUGCUUCGGCGAAUAUCAUUUUCCUAGUCAUCAUUUUGUAUAUUUUGUCCUAG